UUUGCUUCCUUGUUUCUGAUCGAGUUUCAUAUCGGUUUCGACUUUUCUCUUUGCUUUUAUCAUGAAUGAGUUACUUAGUAGUAUAGAAGAGCUAGAAGGUACGCUUCUGUGGCUAUGGCUGCAAAAAAAUUGGAAACUGCUUCAGGAAAUUCAAUAAACAGCCUACCAAAUGAGGUUCUAGGUCAGAUCUUAUCCUUGCUCCCUACGAAAACUGUUGUUUCCACAUCAGUUCUCUCAAGGCGUUGGAGGAGUCUGUUGUAUCUUGUUCACAGCCUUGAAUUUGAUGAGUCCAUGUUCCCAAACAUCAAGACAGACAAAGUUGCUACUGACUGGUCUUAUCCCCUAAGCUUAUAUAAUAUCAUUGAUAAAACCCUUUUCAUGCUAAGCCCUUGUCCCAUCAAGAAGUUCACUUUGAAAUAUGAUAGUACUCUAUUAAAGGAGCCUCGCGCAAACCAUCUGAUUCACAACGCGUUGAGACGUGGAGUCUUGGAACUACAUCUGUCUUCAUCAAAGUUUCAUUGUCUAGAGCCUGAGUUCUUCAUCAGCAAGACACUGGUGAAACUCACUCUAUCUGAUGGACAUUUUCACCAACCAUCGUCCUCCUCCAGGGGAAGAUGUUCUUUUCCCUGCACUCAAAACUCUCUCUUUGUUUUUAGUGUGUUUCUUGUUUUUUGAAGAGUCUGGUUUGUAUCAGUGCCUCCUUGCUAGCCCUUUGCUUGAGGAAGUCAACAUAGGUGAUGAUGAUCCUCUUAGACCACGUUUCUAUCCGGCUUAUUGUGUCAAAAAUGUUUGGGGUUCAUCCAUACAGAGGAUAUCUAUUUGUUGGUUUUAUGAUAGAAGACAACACUCAUGCUUUUCCAUUAACACGCCCAAUCUUGUGUCCCUCGACUUAUCUAGUUAUGUCGGACAAGAUUAUGUUGUUCAGUUUGAUUCGCUUGUCGAAUGUAGACUGAAUCUUCGAUUAUGGAAGUAUCUAGAAGAUGUACAUUUGAGAUAUGAUCGUUCAAAGCAUGAUGGUUAUUGGGGAGAUGCAACCAAGCUCAUUGUAGCUAUAAGGAAUGUUGUGACCCUUCAUUUGUCUGCUGAUUCUCUUGAGGUGUUUCACUUUUGCUGUAAGUCUACGCCCGAAUUCAAAAACCUCGUUAAGUUAUCGUUUGAGAGCCAUAAGGAACGCGGUUGGCAAGUGUUGCCACUUCUGCUCAAGAAAUCUCCAAAUCUAGAAACUCUAGUCAUCAAGGGUCUUGUUCAUGAGAUCACAAAUGAGUGUGGGGAUGCAUGUGUUUGUGUUCAUGAGGAGCAGAAGAAGAAUGAGAACUGUCUAUUGUCGUGUCGAGUGAAGGUGCUAAAGAUAUAUGGAUAUGGAGGAACUAAUAGAGAAGUGAAACAAAUGAGACAUUUCAUUGAGAAUUUGAAGUGUCUUGAAGUGGUCAAAGUUAAGGUUCAAGUGGAUGAGCAAGAUUAUAAGUACUUACCACCCACCAGUGAACUAAUGAAGCUUAUUCCUGCAGCUUCUUCGAAGUGUAAGAUCCAAUUUAUUUAAUUAUCUUAUCAUCAGUUUCUUUCUUUUGUCUCUCUUUCUACUCUUAUGUAUUAGAUUUAUAAUUUAGAGUUGAUGCUACCACUUUGUUU
Capsella rubella is the source of this 1629-nucleotide messenger RNA. RefSeq names its product putative F-box protein At1g21990. The record is from RefSeq and is a predicted model, not a curated record. Lineage: Eukaryota; Viridiplantae; Streptophyta; Magnoliopsida; Brassicales; Brassicaceae. Bases 575 to 1540 code for a protein of 321 amino acids. The transcript is spliced from 4 exons.